AAAUAUGGCACGAACACACUACACACUUCAGGCUGGGGCUGUAGCACAACUACUAAUGCACAGUACAUGCAACUGUUAUCUAGGUCAUUGUCAAAAAGCCUAGUAAUAAAAACUAACAUGAGUCUACUGUUCGUUAGAAGUCGGUGCAAUGCCGUUUCAAAUGUAUGUAACGUGUACAUACAUGUCCCCAUAUGGCAGUAGUCAAAAAUAUACAAGAUUUGACCGCACUAUGCAUGAUUGUCUUCUGUUGAAGACGGUCCACACGUGGUGGAUUUCCUACGCCUGUGGUAUCAACUUCUCAAAUGUAAGUAUUGAGUCCCCACUUAAGGGGGUAUGUGGGUUAGUCAUAGGGUUAUUUUAAAAAAAAUACCAACUUCUUUUUUUUUUGCUAAAUGAAAGGGUUAAUAUGUAAAUAAUAACAUCCUAAAAUAUUUUUUGGAACAACAAAGUACAAAAAGGAAAAAUACUGCAUUUAAAUCUUGUUUACAUUUAUUUGUCUUCAAAACUGAAAGUAAACAAACCGAAAAACUUGCUUAGAAUCGGUUCUAGGAGGCCUACAAACAUAAUUUUUGCACCAAAAUGUUCAGAAAUGAUUUCUCUACAACUCUCUAGAGCCAUCCUAAUGUGUAUAUAAAGUCCAAUUUCAUUGGUUCCUGCUUUCCAUUUACUAAUGCUAACAGCCUUCCAACUGACCAAUCACAGCGCAGGUUUUAAACGCCUCCGGCUUUCUAAUCAAACAUGGUUGCCAGUGUACAGGAAUGAUCUAAAUCGAAAGGUGUUUUGUAAAACUUAGUCCUGUAUUACCUGAAUAAGUGUAAUUACUGUGUUCCGUGAAGCAUGGAUAAUGAAAGGAGAAAGUUUAGAUCACGAGGAAAGCGUAAACGAAGGUUUUAUGGAAAUCAACACUCCUCAACACGAGAUUCAAGUGAAGUAAGUGGUGAUCAACAACAACAACAACAUGAAGUUAGCGAUCGAAGGGAUGGCUGUGGUUUUGUUUCUAGUCAACAAAUGGACAAUGUUGAAGCCCCAACAACACAGAGUGCUUCUAAAAGGAAGCUAGACUGUAGUGCUACAGUGUGUGAGCAGACUGAUGGCGGUGUCAGUGAUAAACUAAGCGGUUUUAGACUUAUGGAUUUGUCAGUACUUUCAGCUACAUUUGAGCAGUGCUGUGUUUGUAAAUCAUGUCGAAGUGGGAACCUUGUGCUUUCUGAGGACUUGCAAAGGAAAAAAGGUUUAUCAAUGUAUUUGGAGCUGACAUGCUCAUUUUGUCAUAGACAAACUGAACUCUAUACAUCAAGCAAAUGUGAUAGGAGCCAAGUGUAUGAGGUGAAUAGACGAGCCGUAUUGGCUAUGGCUACCCUCGGUCAGGGAUUGAGCUCGCUUGAAAGUUUUUGUGCCGACAUGGAUAUGCCACCUCCCAUGACCCCUGAUGUCUAUAGAGACACCCAUGAUGCUAUUAUAGAUGCCACAAAAUAUGUUGCACAAGAGAGUAUGCAACAUGCGUCCAAUCUGGAACAUGAAACAGUCGGCGCUGAUUACAACACUCCCGUGGACACUAAAUGUAUGUUUGACGGCACGUGGCGUCGCAGAGGACACGCCUCUCUCCAAGGAGGAGUCACAGCUAUUUCACCAUAUUCUGGGAAAGUACUGGACUAUGAGAUACUGAACAAAUUUUGCAAGGGGUGUAGCUACUGGGAAUCCAAGGAUAAAGAGUCUGUUCCAUACCAGCAGUGGGCAGCUAACCAUAAAUGCAGCAUCAAUCACGAAGGAUCUGCAGCAGCCAUGGAACCGAUAGGAGUGAAAAACAUUUACUUGAGAUCAGUGGAAGAGAGAAAGCUAAGAUACACACAAUACAUCGGGGACGGGGACUCAAAGUCAUUCUCUAACAUAAGUGAGAAGGAAAAGCCCUACGGUAAUGUUGAAAUCGUGAAAUUAGAAUGUGUCGGUCACGUGCAAAAGAGAAUGGGAACAGGUCUAAGAAAUCUGAAAAAAUCAAGUGGAAAAAAGAAACUUUCUGACAAUAAAACACUUGGUGGGAGAGGGAGGUUAACAAACAAAGUUAUUGAUAAACUUCAAAUUUAUUAUGGUCUAGCGAUAAGGCGAAACAAACAAAACCUCAAAGGUAUGAAACGGGAAAUUUUGGCUGGCCUGUACCACAGUGCCAGUACAGAUGAAAACCCACAGCAUCAGUACUGCCCAGAAGAAGAAGAUACCUGGUGCAAGUGGCAGCAGGCUAAAAAAAACAGUACUUCCCAGGACUACGAACACAAACACCCACUUCCACCAGCUGUUAUAGAGGCUAUCAAGCCUCUGUAUACUCGCCUGUCACAAGAAUCCCUUCUGAAACGGUGUUUGGAAGGGCAUACGCAAAAUAAUUGCGAAUCAAUAAACAGUUUAAUUUGGCAAAGAUGUCCAAAGGAAAAAUUCAGUGGUAUCAGGGGGUUGUCUUUUGCUUUUGCUGAUGCAGUCAUUCAAUUUAAUGAAGGGAAAUUGGGUGGGAAUAAAGUACUUGAACGUUUAGGCAUUCAAAAUACUGUAUUUUUCACUGUCGGAUACAAAAAGCGUGACAGCAGACGUAUUGUUUCUAGCAUAACAAAGGCAUCUGAAAUAACAAAAAAGAUUAGACAAAGCAAAAGACAGCAUAGAGUUAUGCAGCAGGAACACUCAAUGGAGCAGGAGGGCACAGUAUAUGAAUCUGGGGCAUUUUAAGUCCCAUAUGUUGUACAACCAUUUCUGAAAUUGGUAAACCCUUUUCAAAUGCAAAUUACUCGUUUUUCACUUUUUUCGUGUUUUGACUUGGUUUGGCAGCUCUAUAUCUCUUAUUUUUGGUCCUAUUGGAAUAAAAUUUUUAGGAUGUAUUCUAUAUAUCUGGUGUUGUGCAAUAAACCAGUAAAAGUUUCAAAGUUUUCAUUGUAACCUAGCUAUAUGGGCAAAAUUUACAUAAAAGCGGAUUAUGCAAAUUAGCCACCAGUCUAAAAAAUAAUGUAAAAAAUAAAUACUGCUCUGAUAUAAUAUCUGAUAGGGUUAGUGCACAAUAGGAGCCAUUCUGGAAAUUCUAUAACUUUUAUUGAAAUUGAACCAAAAUUGUGGAAUAUAGCACUGACAACACGUUUUCGCAUAAUUAAUGAGCUUCCGUGGUUACCAUGGCAACCGUAUUUAGAUAAUUAUGCUGGUUAAAUUUACUUUUAAUGCCUAAUCCCAUUAACACGUUGACUGCUGGCUGAUAUGACCAUAAUGGGUCAAAUAGGCCAAGCAUGGAUUAUGAUACAUACUAUCCUUGUAUUCAAUUUCCACAUACUGAAACCAGUGAC
This is a messenger RNA of Liolophura sinensis, 3311 nucleotides long. RefSeq lists its product as uncharacterized. Lineage: Eukaryota; Metazoa; Mollusca; Polyplacophora; Chitonida; Chitonidae. The coding region runs from base 838 to 2709 and encodes 623 amino acids. The transcript has a single exon. The record is from RefSeq and is a predicted model, not a curated record.